Molecule: messenger RNA, 495 nt
Organism: Lasiosphaeria miniovina
Lineage: Eukaryota; Fungi; Ascomycota; Sordariomycetes; Sordariales; Lasiosphaeriaceae
Exons: 2
Coding region: 1-495 (164 amino acids)
Source: RefSeq, a predicted model, not a curated record
AUGGCCCGUCCAAGCUGCCGAGUCAUCAUUCUUUCCUUAUGCCUCUUUCUGCCUCGCGUCUCGCAAGCGGCGUCCUGGGCAAGCCUCAACUGCACUCAAGUGUCCUACGACACGCUCGAAACCACCAGAGAACCAAGCCGCUGGCCUUUUGUUGGGCCCAAUGGCCUCUACGCCUACACCCCUAGUCGCUACUGCAUGUACCUGAACGGCUCCCUUGACGGCUCUUUUGCACAGCAAAAUCCCAAGGAAUUCACCGAGUUCAUGACUGCGGUCCAGGAAUUUCAGGACAAGUCGGGCCCUCUAGACCUGGAAUUCAUGCACCAGGGGCAGGAUCCUUGGCCUAACGCCGGCCCGGAACCUGCCGGCCACAAACAUGUCAACAUGGUUAGACACGACGACGUGCAAAUAGCGGGGUGCGGAGAUGUGUGCAAUGGGGAUUUUGUUGACACGGUUAUAUGCACCCAGUGCUAUAUCGUUUCGGUCCAAAGUUGGUAG